GUCGACAUGAGUUUCCUAAAAAUUCUUAAAUUUGAAACAUGGAGAGAGAUUGAGCUAUGCAGUUUAUGUUCUCCAAGAAUUAGAGAAAGAUAAUGUUGAUAAUCCUGCACUCAAAAUAAACAUAUUGUAUGAUGUUGCAUGCAUGUUGGUGAAACACUUACAGCAUAUGUGGUCACUUGACACCCAUCUGUCAACACAUAACCUGGACAUCUCAUUGGAUGACAAUCCUCGUUCUUUCAUAAUCUCACUGUAUGGGGUUCUUUACAAAAGCUUCUGAAAGGCUGUAAUUGAAGCAGCUGAUGGAUGUUCCACUACCGUGUCUGGUUUGUUCAAUGGUUGCGAAAACCAGGCAAUUUCCUCUUCAACUUCUACAUGUAUGCUUUUUAAGUUGCAACUGGUCCAUACUUGGCAUAGAUGUUACAUGGCAAAGAUCAACAACUGAAUCAUCAUCUGCACUGCAAUUUACACCUUUGGUAAACCAUUUCUCAAUCUUUGGCAACAAAGACUCAAAAGCCUGACCUCUAGUUAGCUUGCUCAGUACGGGAUCUAUCUUUUUUGAAGCUUUUUUGAGAGACAAAACCUCCAAAUAAAUUAUGUACAUAUAAUUAACAAAACUAAUUUCCAUUUCUAUAUUAUGAAUUUUUAAUGCAAGACUUUAAUCCUAUGUCAUGUCAGGGCCUAUAUUCAUGUUGCCUUGCACCCUCAUCCCCAUUGCACUGCAAAGGUCUGAACUAAAUAACCUAAAUAACUGCAUAAAAUUUGCAAGUAGUGCAAUGCAGUGGAAGUUCCGGGAGCAAUACAAUGGAAGGAGAACAAGAAAGUUGACAAUGCGCAUACGAUGAUGUUUUUUUACAAAAAAAGUUAAAGUGGGUAAAAUCGUAUUUCGCGACAAGACGAUAAAACAAUUCGCGCGCGUAACGAUGGUGACAUUUAAUAUUUAUCUUUCAGUUCACGUUUCACGUGACAAAUUUCAAUAUGGCUUCUGUGCUCCGAUCUCUCGAUUUAGCUGCAAGUCCCAAAUCAUUGGUGUCUUAUCAAAGUGAUUCUUCUAAUGAAGAGAGAAGUAAUAAUGAUAAAUCUAAAGAAGAUGAAAAGUCAAUUGAAAGCACUGUCAAUAUGGAGACUCUAAAAUCUAAGUUUCUUUUAAACAGCGCGCCAAUUGUUGAUGCUAAGGAAAGAAUUGAUUGGAGAAGACACAUCGAUCCUUCAAUGAAAGAAGUUACAUUUAAUGCAAAGUUAUGCAUUAGAUCCAAGUGAUGACACAGCUCACAUUGAAGAGAAAUUUGUUGGGGAUGUUGAGAAAGCAAAGGAUAGCAAGGGAUUGACUGUGUUUGAAGCUACAAAACAGCGGGCGGGAGAUAAGAGGAAGAGAGAGGAUAAGGGAGAUCCUGGUGUGAUUGAUGGAUACAAGGGACCAUGGAGUAAGUUUGUUGAUGAAGAAACUAUUGCUAAACCAUCUGAGGAAGAGUCAACAAUACUUGAGGAGUAUGAAUUAUCGAAAAAAAGCAAAUCAAAGAAAGAUGAUAUGAAACCUUCAGAAGAGAAAUCCACAUUACACAUUAAAGAUGCAUAUGACUAUCAAGGAAGAUCAUAUCUUCACAUUCCACAAGAUCUUGGCAUUAAUCUCAAGUCAGAUACUCCUCCAGAACGUUGCUUUCUACCAAAACAACAUAUUCAUACGUGUUCAUCCUUCUACCGUCGUGAUAAAAGAAAGCAAUGGAGAUAUUCUUACUUAUGUAUUAUUGUAUUAUUUUAUCUUUCUCUUAGGUCUGGUCACACUAAAGGUGUUUCUGCAAUAAGAUUCUUUCCGAAAUCUGCUCAUCUUCUUCUGUCGUGUAGCAUGGAUUGUAAAAUUAAGAAACUGCAAGAUGAUAUUCAUGUAAGCGCCAACGGCUCUGUUUUUGUAAAAUCUAACAUAAGACGAGGAAUUUUACCCAGAAUGUUAGAGGAGAUAUUAGACACACGUAUUAUGGUAAAGAAAGCUAUGAAAGAUUGUGAAGAUGAUAAAACUCUUCUUCAACUUCUUGAUGCUCGACAACUUGCUUUAAAGUUGAUUGCAAAUGUCACUUAUGGUUACACAUCCGCAAACUUCUCAGGACGAAUGCCUUGUGUUGAGGUAACUUUGAUCUUGUCAUGAUAGAAAUUUAAACAAACGAUAGCUCUCCCCAUUCCAUCUAAACAGACCUUG
Messenger RNA from Xenia sp. Carnegie-2017, 2188 nucleotides. RefSeq names its product pre-mRNA-processing factor 17-like. Bases 1229 to 2137 code for a protein of 302 amino acids. Gene Ontology annotation, biological process: error-prone translesion synthesis; double-strand break repair via homologous recombination; mRNA splicing, via spliceosome. Gene Ontology annotation, molecular function: nucleotide binding; mRNA binding; DNA binding. The transcript has 15 exons. Gene Ontology annotation, cellular component: zeta DNA polymerase complex; catalytic step 2 spliceosome; nucleus. NCBI's taxonomy places the organism in Eukaryota, Metazoa, Cnidaria, Anthozoa, Malacalcyonacea, Xeniidae. The record is from RefSeq and is a predicted model, not a curated record.